Trichoderma reesei QM6a is the source of this 1515-nucleotide messenger RNA. RefSeq lists its product as uncharacterized. The transcript is spliced from 5 exons. Gene Ontology annotation, molecular function: FAD binding. The record is from RefSeq and is a predicted model, not a curated record. NCBI's taxonomy places the organism in Eukaryota, Fungi, Ascomycota, Sordariomycetes, Hypocreales, Hypocreaceae. Bases 1 to 1515 code for a protein of 504 amino acids.
AUGACUAACGACGAACUGGUGAUAGGAGGCCCUACCGGCUUGCUCACGGGCUUGCUUUUGCAUCGACUUGGCGUUUCUGUCAGCAUUCUAGAUGCCAAACCCCAGAGUUUAGAUCUCGGACGUGCAGAUGCGCUGAACGCUAGAACGCAGCAAUACCUGACGGUUGUUGGUAUUCUUGAUGAGCUGCUACCAUUGGGGUUGAAGUGCAACACGAGUUCGACCUUUGGAGAUGGGGAUUUCAUCUCUCGCCAGAACAAUUGGUGGGUCAGCCUUGAACACACGCUUCACAAGAACUUCUUGAUGAUUGGACAACCGGUUGUCGAGCAGAUCCUGAGCAAUCGUCUGGAUGGACUGGUCCAUUACGGAGAGCAGGUCGAAAUGCUGCUCGAGACUGACGACUUUGUGGAAGUGGUGACAAAGGGUGGCCGUACUGUCCGCGCCAAAUAUGCCCUUGGAGCAGAUGGAGCCAGGUCGACGGUACGAGCAGCCAUAGGAGCGACCUUUACAGGAACAAAGCCGGAGAUGCGGUGGGCGGUGCUGGAUACCUUCAUCAACACGAACUUCCCCAGAUGCCCAGAGAUUAUCACUUUCCAGCUAAACGGCCAGUCCAGAGUGUCAUGGAUCCCGCGAGAGAGAGGUCUUUGUCGAUUUUACGUGCUUCUCGACGGAGAGGUGACACAAGAGCGUGCUGAGGAGUCUAUCAAGAAGCACUUGGCUCCAUAUCGGACCGAGUUUGUCAAAACCGAAUGGUAUAGCACUUUUGAUGUCAAGGAGCGAAUAGCAAGCACUUUCAUCUCCCGGGAUGGCGCGGGCCGCGUGUUCCUGGCUGGGGACGCUGCUCACGUCCACUCCGUCAACGGGGGCCAGGGGCUGAACACUGGCAUCGCCGAUGCUUUCAGUCUUGCCUGGCGUCUGGCCCUUGUCAUCAACAAGGCCUCACGUCUCAACAAGGGAGCAGUGAGAAAUCUCCUUCAAAGCUACGACAUUGAGAGAAGACAGACCGCGCAGGGGGUCAUUGAUGUCGCCGCCGCGUUGGUCCGUGAUACUGUUCACACUGCCAAGCAGUACGUUGGCACAAUCGAAAAGAACGCGGGUUACAUCACAGGAAUGGGCGUUGCCUACGAUGGCAUGGGCUCACCUGCAGUACAAGAGUCAGGGCACGGAGUUUGGAGGGCUGGCAAGCGAUGCCCGGACGUUAUUUUGUCAAAGCCCGAGGUUGAUGGCGACAUAUGGCUCUACUCUCAAGUCACUUAUGGCAAGUUCCUGAUCCUGGCCAUCGGGGAUCAUCCGGAACAGGUGCUUGCUCACGAGGAUGUUGCCGUUCUGUUCAACAUCCUGCCGUCAUCGGCAAACGCCGAGGGCGUGGCUACUUCCAAAGCGAGGACAUUCACCGCAGACUGGGCCGAGCCGAAAGAGGCAUUUGCAGUUCUGGUCAGACCUGAUAUGUACAUUGGAUAUGUGGGAGCCGACAUUGAGAGCUGCCAGCGAUACCUGGAUAGGCUCUUCAUCCGGUGA